AUGACAAUCCACAUUUCCAGCCAUCCUUGUCUCCAGACAAAGCUCUCUCAGCUACGCUCCCAUACCACCACCACCCGCGAAACCCGCGAGCUCGUCACCGAGAUCUCCACCAUCUUGGGCGUUGAAGCUCUAGCCAGCUUAUCUGCGGUUCCGGGGAAGAAAGUGAGUCUACUUGAUUUGAUCUCAAUGAAGAUGCUAAUCGAACAGGACAAAACACCCCUAGGAAUCGAAUAUGAAACCCGCGAAAUCCCCACCAACCUGGCCAUCGUCCCGAUCCUCAGGUCGGGAUUGGGCAUGACCGAUGCACUCACCUCCCUCCUCCCCACCCCAGUCCCAAUCUACCACCUCGGCCUCUUCCGCGAACGCUCCACUCUCCAACCCGUCGAAUACUACAACAAUCUCCCCUACCACCGCCACACCUCCACCACAACCCCGACCCCAACAGCUACCAACAUCGCCGCCGCCGAAACCGCCAUUCUGCUCGACCCGGUCAUCGCCACGGGCGCCACCGCCGAAGCGGCCAUCCAUCUACUGCGGGAGUGGGGCGUGAAGCAGGUGAUUAUGAUUAGCGUGCUUGCGUCCGAGGAGGGGGUAAAGAGAGUGCAGGAGAGCUGGGAUGGGGGUGUUGAGGUUUGGGUUGCGGGCGUUGAUGUUAAGUGUGAUGAGAGGGGGAUGAUUGUGCCUGGGUUGGGGGAUAUUGGGGAUCGGUUGUUUGUUGCUGUUGGGAAGUGA
Molecule: messenger RNA, 732 nt
Organism: Aspergillus chevalieri
Lineage: Eukaryota; Fungi; Ascomycota; Eurotiomycetes; Eurotiales; Aspergillaceae
Product: uracil phosphoribosyltransferase
Exons: 2
Coding region: 1-732 (243 amino acids)
Source: RefSeq, a predicted model, not a curated record